AUGUCUGACUCCUCUUCUUCCUCCUCCAACCCAGCAUCCCCCACAGCCACCGGUGGCCGAGACAUCACCCCCACCGUCGUCACCACCUCAGAAACAGCAUCAUCAUCAACUUCCGAAGCACAAUCCUCCAUCGAAGCUCUUUCCUCUACCAUCUCCUCUGUCGCCAUCAACCCCACCAUUGUCACCGCCUCAGAAACACCAUCAUCAUCUUCAUCAUCAUUUUCCUCUUCCAAAGCACAAUCAUCCAUCCAAUCUCUUUCCUCCAUCCUUUCCUCCAUCCCUUCCUCUAUCUCUUCCUCCCCAAACCCUUCCUUUUCUCUUCUCCACGACCCUACCAUAUCCUCCCAAAUCUCCUCCCUUCUUCGCCACCCUGACUCAGGCUCAGGCGACAACAACCUUUGUCGCUGGCUCUAUGACACCUUCCAUUCAACGGACUCGGAGCUCCAACUCGUUGUCCUUCGUUUCAUUCCCAUCAUCGCUGGAGUCUACAUCUCCCGCAUCGCUCUGCGUAAAUCCCUGGCUGGUUUUGAGGCUAUUUUAUUAGCCCUUUACGCUCAUGAAACCACUGCUCGUGAAGGCCAACCAAUAACCGUUCACGUACCAGAUUUGUCGCAUCCUAGUAUUUAUCAUGAAGCCAAACCGUCUAACAAAAACAACGCAACCGAGCUAAACCUAGCGGUGAUAUCUCCCAGUUUGGAGCCUCAUGGAACUAUGCGAUCGACAAGAAGGGCAAGGAUUGUUGGGGUUGCCUUAGAGUUGUAUUACAGUAAGAUAUCUCAAAUGCCAGUGAGUUCCAAGAUUGAAUUUUGCGAGUUUUGCGAGAUUUGGGCAGGUCAAAACAGAGAUAAGUGCAAAGAUGGUGAAGAUCAUGGCGAGAACAACGGUAGCAAUGAUCAGAUCAACAACGGUAGCAAUGAUCAGAUCGAGAAGGUAAAGAAGAAAGAAGGGAGGAUUCCUUUGCCAUGGGCUUUGCAGCCAAGUUUGAGGGAUCUUGGGCAUCUGCCUUUUGGGGUUCCUCAUAGAAGUAAGGAGCUGUUUGAUGCGGCUUCUUCAGUAACAAAGAGUUUGUAUGGAGUCUUUGCAUGA
Messenger RNA from Durio zibethinus, 1086 nucleotides. Its product is annotated as hyccin. Gene Ontology annotation, cellular component: plasma membrane. Lineage: Eukaryota; Viridiplantae; Streptophyta; Magnoliopsida; Malvales; Malvaceae. Gene Ontology annotation, biological process: protein localization to plasma membrane; phosphatidylinositol phosphate biosynthetic process. The record is from RefSeq and is a predicted model, not a curated record.